This is a messenger RNA of Seriola aureovittata, 2186 nucleotides long. It is a transcript of the gene tfcp2l1, whose product is annotated as transcription factor CP2-like 1. The transcript has 13 exons. Lineage: Eukaryota; Metazoa; Chordata; Actinopteri; Carangiformes; Carangidae. Gene Ontology annotation, molecular function: RNA polymerase II cis-regulatory region sequence-specific DNA binding; DNA-binding transcription activator activity, RNA polymerase II-specific. Bases 329 to 1471 code for a protein of 380 amino acids. The record is from RefSeq and is a predicted model, not a curated record. Gene Ontology annotation, biological process: regulation of transcription by RNA polymerase II. Gene Ontology annotation, cellular component: nucleus.
AAAUCUGAGGAAGCCAGCAAGUCUGUCUCCACGUCUCCCUGUGGUCCUGGCACACAAGAAGACAUCGCACUGGAAAAUAUGCUGUUCUGCCAUUCCCAGCCUGAGUCCUACCACCAGCACUCUGCUAGUUACAUUAGAGAGGCCUUGGCGCCUUUCUUGAAAAACGAAGAAGCCAGGCUUAUGGCUGAAAAUGGUGCAAAGAGGACCCCAUUCCAGUACAUUCUGUGUGCAGCCACCUCGCCGGCUGUGAAACAGCAGGAGGAGACUCUCACUUAUCUCAACCAAGAGCAUUGUGCGCGUGGUGUUUCAUGAUCGUCGACUGCAGUAUAUGGAGCACCAGCAGCUGGAGGGAUGGAGGUGGAACAGACCCGGAGACCGAAUCCUGGACAUAGAUAUCCCACUGUCAGUGGGGAUCCUGGAGCCUCGUUCACACCCUCUGCACCUCAACACCAUCGAGUUCCUCUGGGAUCCCGUCAAGAACGCCUCCAUUUUCAUCCAGGUUAACUGCAUCAGCACUGAGUUCACCCCCAGGAAGCAUGGCGGGGAGAAGGGCGUGCCCUUUCGUAUCCAGGUUGACACUUUCACCACCAAUGAACACGGCGAAUACAUGGAGCAUGUCCAUUCCUCCAGCUGCCAGGUCAAAGUCUUCAAGCCUAAAGGAGCUGACCGCAAACUGAAGACGGACAAGGAAAAGAUUGAUAAAAAGGCCGCUCAAGACAGAGAAAAGUAUCAACCCUCCCAUGACACCACGCUGCUAAAAGAGUGUUCCCCGUGGCCCGAUGCCCUAAAUCUCACCACCACCACCCACAGUGGCUGCAGCACUCCAUCACCAGUUUACCACAGCUCCCCAGUUCCCUGUAGUUUCACAGAUGGCAACUGUUCUCCAAACCAGCAAGGGGAGCUGCUCAUGCCCGGCUGCUCUGAUCACCUUCUGCCAUCGUCCUCGCCACAGAACACUCAGCAGUGGCUACACCGUCACAGGUUCUCGCCUUUCUCAAGGCUCUUCUCCAGCUUCUCAGGUGCUGAUCUGUUGAGGAUGAGCAGGGAGGAUCUGAUCCAGAUAUGUGGCCCGGCAGACGGCAUUCGCCUCUUUAACACCAUGAAAGGAAGGUGUAUACAGCCCCGCCUUACCAUCUACAUGUGUCAGCAGCAGGCAGGAAAUCAUCCUCCCAUCAAGCCAGGGGGCGGAGACAUCUACCAUGCUCUGUACCUGGAGGAGCUGACUCUGUUGGACCUGUCUGAAAAGAUCGCCAUGCUGUACAGCAUCACCCCACAGCAGAUUACACACAUCUACAGACAAAAACCCACUGGGAUCCACGUCUUAGUCUCUGACGAGAUGGUGCAGAACUUCAGGGAGGAAACAAGCUUCAUCAUCAGCACUAUAAGGGGUAAUUCGUUUUAUAGUCCACCUUCAAUAUCACAGCUCACUAUUAAAUAUUUAGUAUCUAUUCUUAAUCAUUGGUAUUUUUGAAUGAUCUUGUAUCAGAUUGUUUUCUGUUACGCAGAUGAAAGCACUGAUGGCUACCACGUCGUGUUGAAGUGACCAGCAGGUCACUCAGGAGGUUCUUCUAUCAAUGCAAUUGUACAGAUUGUAUGUAAAUCGCUCUAGACUACAUUAUGUGACAUUUAAGAUUUACAGAACAGUAAAAUGCCAUUAAGCUCUCAGUUUACUGUUGAUUUUGUGUUUUUGCUUAGUUCUUUAAUUUUCUUUAUUUGUAUUUUUGUCAAGUUACUGAUUCAUGUUUGAUAUGUCUUGUAAUUAGUGGUAAACAGUGCUGUAUUACUCAUUCACAUACAUUUUUUGGCUUUAACACCUAUAAAUGCAAUAACUGUCAUGAUAAUAAAGCAAAGUAAAUCUCAUACAUCAUCAUCCAGACAAAUAGAAAAGAAAAAUGAACAAAGUGUUUUAUGUCCCUGCUCUAUUUUUUUUGUCUUGAAUAUGAAUUGCUGUGGUGUGCCAUAUAAUGCGUGUCUGGCUUUGUUGCUAUGAGGCUGAAUAUUUUCUGGAUGAAGUGGAAUGCAAUAUUUUAAACAAUUCAGAUGUUUAGGCCUGCACAAAGGCCUGCGGUAGACAGUAUCAACUAAAGCCGGUUCAAACAGGGGCAGUGGGCUGCAGUUUGGAUCUAUGGUUUUGAAUUGUUGUAUCUUCUAUGUAUUUUAGUCCAAAUAAAAUAUUUUGCACUGUU